GGAGGGACGUGACUGCAGAUAUCGAGACUACUGUCAUGGCCAUGGAUAUUGACAAGGAUUCUUACCGAAUACCAACAGCGGAGACAUGUGACGGGAAUAGCACCAACACCACUGUCCUUGACGACACCGCCUACCCGCUCGUCCGUAACAACCGAAUGUUUGACAUCCCAGAGAUCAUCCGUUCAAUUGCAGAGUUUUUGGAUAAACCUUCCUUGGCAGCAAGUUGUCGAGUCUCACGUUUGUGGGCAACGCAUUGCAAGCCAUUACUAUGGAGACAUGUUGUGGAUAAGCAUUGGCGAUAUAGCAAAUUUUAUGCAUCUAUCCGAACUCAGGCGCAUUUCAUUCGGACUAUCAAGUGUGAGGACAAAACUGACUACCAAGAGCUGUUACUCUGUGACCUACCGCGACUCAAAUCAAUUUCAUUCCACGGAAGUAGGGAAGUGAUGCAGAUCCGAGAUAAGCUACUUGACAGGGUCAGCAAAACCUUGACAUCACUAGUAAUGAGUUCUGUAGCGGAUAGACUUCCUGAGGAGACUGUGAUAGCUGUGAGAAAUCUGAGGCACCUGACGACAUUAAAACUCAUGAAUGUUGAUCUGAAUCGGAAUCAACUCGGAGAGAUCCUAAGAGACUGCAGAUGUUUGGAUUUUUUGUCGCUCUCCAGAGUAAAACUUUUAGCCACCAGCGACAGUAACCUUGUAACAUUUGAGGACGAAGAUGCCAGCCUGAUUAUCGCAGGAAAUGUGAGCAAUGAUACCAACCUCUACGACAGCGACGACGAAGGCCUUAUUUUAAGUUCGUUGCAAGCAGAACAAACAACUGCGGUUACGAGAGUCCGAUAUCUAGCACUCAAGGAGAUCACGGUUCCACUAAAAUACCUCAUCCGACUGAUCAGGAGCUGCCCUGAAUUAUUAGAACUCUCAUUGGCUCGAAACGAAAGCAUGCCUUUGACUGCGGAUCUGACCCAAACUUUGAAAAUAUCCUGCCCGAGACUCUAUGCAUUAGAUGUAGGGUCAUGCAAGCAAAUAGAUCGCGAGACAUUUAUUUCAUUAUUCACUUCGCUCACACAGCUUAGAGUCAUCAAUCUGUCAGGUACUCGCGUGGCGGAUGAUGAGUUGUUUGUCUUGGCAGAGAACUGUAAAAAUAUUACACGGUUGGAUAUUCAAUAUUGUACCUCGAUCACCUCUUCAGGACUCCACCGGUUUUUGAGUCACUGCGGGACUUCACUGAGACAUUUAGAAGCAUCUGGAGUAACGAUUGACCCCACAUCGUUUGAUCGACAAUACCAUUGGACUUGCACUAAACUACAGACUCUUUUUGUACAUGUUGGCCUUGUCGGAUCCACAAUUCCAAAUAAAGUUCCUCUCUCAGCCAUAUCCGAUAGCCAGAAUACGUCAUCAGCAGCAAUAGCAUCAACAAUAGAACCAGCAAUUCCAGGGAUAGGAAGCGAUAGCUUAUCAUCGCCAUCAACAACCCCCACAGAGGAUGUUAUUGGAGCUGACAAGAAACGUCCUCAGGAUGCAGUAUCGCUUCCAUCGAGAUAUCUUGAAGAUAGUUCUGGAAGCGGAAGUCGGGAUUCAUUCUCAACUCUGAACAACAAUUCUGCAGCAAUAACCUCCCCUUUAUCAACGAAUAUUAAUGCGGACAGCGAUGGUGAUGUGGUCAUGGAUCAUCCAUUGCAUCCAAUCCAAGACGUCUGUAACGUCCAAUAUCUAGGCUUAAUGGGAUGUGGACCCAAACUUACAUGUCAGACGACAAGUCAAAAUCAAUUGAUCCGAGGAUUCCGUUCUGUAAAGCGGCUGCAUGUACUUGGGUUGUACCAAUCUUUCAAGAAGGAAGAUCUAGAGUGGCUGGUGGAGAACUUGCCAGAGCUCUGUCGGAUUGAUGCAGAAAAGUAUAAUGUCUCUGAUGAGUUGCUCAAGUGGUUUGAGGAAGUGUAUCCACACGUCCAGAUCUGCCGACAUGAUUGAAAACAACCAUAAAGAUGUAUAGACUAUUUCAUACAAAACAAAU
Messenger RNA from Lobosporangium transversale, 2010 nucleotides. RefSeq lists its product as hypothetical. Gene Ontology annotation, molecular function: protein binding. The record is from RefSeq and is a predicted model, not a curated record. Gene Ontology annotation, biological process: SCF-dependent proteasomal ubiquitin-dependent protein catabolic process. The transcript has a single exon. Gene Ontology annotation, cellular component: SCF ubiquitin ligase complex. Lineage: Eukaryota; Fungi; Mortierellomycota; Mortierellomycetes; Mortierellales; Mortierellaceae. Bases 36 to 1967 code for a protein of 643 amino acids.